Molecule: messenger RNA, 4555 nt
Organism: Nicotiana tabacum (common tobacco)
Lineage: Eukaryota; Viridiplantae; Streptophyta; Magnoliopsida; Solanales; Solanaceae
Product: pentatricopeptide repeat-containing protein At4g21065-like
Biological process (GO): RNA modification
Molecular function (GO): protein binding; RNA binding; zinc ion binding
Source: RefSeq, a predicted model, not a curated record
AAAAUACAUUAUACGAGGUUAAAUUUGAAAAUUGUUAUCAUCACUACAUAUAGACAAAUAGUUUGCCCCACUAUACAUUCUGAAAAUAUGAAUGACAUGCAAUCACAUAACAACAGUGGAGAGAGCACAAAACCAUACAUUCUGAAAAAAUGCAUUGCCCUUUUGCUUUCAUGUGCCUCUUCAACUUACAAAUUCAAGCAAGUACAUGCAUUUUCCAUCAGACGUGGCAUCCCUUUGUCAAGCCCAGAAAUGGGCAAGUACUUGAUUUUCUCUCUAGUUUCCCUUUCAGGUCCGAUGCGCUACGCCCAGAAAAUCUUUAAUCAAAUUCAAUUUCCAAAUAUCUUUACUUGGAAUACAAUGAUUAGAGGUUAUGCUGAGAGUGAAAACCCGUAUCCAGCUAUUGAAAUACACAAUAAAAUGUGUGUGAAUUCUGUUGCACCUGACACACAUACAUACCCUUUUGUGUUAAAAGCUAUUGCGAAGGUGAUUGAUGUUAGGGAAGGAGAAAAGGUCCAUUGCAUUACAAUUAGAAAUGGGUUUGAAUCGUUGGUGUUUGUUCAGAAUUCUUUGGUUCAUUUCUAUGGAGCUAUUGGUCAAGCUGAGAAUGCACAUAAGGUGUUUGAGGAAAUGUCUGACAAGAAUCUUGUGGCAUGGAAUUCAGUGAUUAAUGGGUAUGCUUUGAAUAGUCGACCUAAUGAAACGUUGACCCUUUAUAGGAGAAUGGUUUUUGAAGGUGUUAAGCCUGAUGGGUUUACUUUGGUUAGUUUGUUGACUGCUUCUGCUGAGCUUGGUGCUUUGGAUUUGGGCAGAAGGGCGCAUGUGUUUAUGUUGAAGGUGGGAUUGGAUAAGAAUUUACAUGCUGCAAAUGCCCUUUUGGAUCUUUAUGCUAAAUGUGGGAAUGUAAAAGAGGCAGAGCAAGUUUUUGAUGAGUUGGAGGAGGAUAGUGUAGUUUCUUGGACCUCUUUGAUUGUAGGUUUGGCUGUUAACGGGUUUGGUGAGAGAGCACUUGAGCUUUUCAAGGAAAUGGAAAGAAAAGGAUUUGUUCCUACUGAGAUCACAUUUGUUGGGGUGUUAUAUGCCUGUAGCCAUUGUGGUUUGGUGGACAAAGGCUUUGCUUACUUUGAAAGGAUGCAAAAGGAGUUUGGAAUUAAGCCAAAAAUUGAACAUUAUGGCUGCAUGGUUGAUUUAUUAGGAAGGGCUGGUUUAGUGGAAAAGGCGUACAAGUAUAUUACAGACAUGCCAUUGCAACCCAAUGCGGUGAUUUGGCGAACAUUACUCGGUGCCUGCUCAAUACAUGGUCAUUUAGCUCUAGCUGAGAUGACCAGAAAUCACCUUAAGCUGUUAGAACCUAAACAUUCUGGAGAUUAUGUGCUCCUUUCGAACCUUUAUGCAGCCGAAAGGCGAUGGUCAGAUGUGCAUAAACUGAGGAGAACUAUGCUUAAAGAAGGGGUAAAGAAAGUCCCCGGGCAUAGUCUCGUUGAGUUGGGUAAUCGUGUGCAUGAAUUUGUUAUGGGAGAUAGAACCCAUCCUAAAACUGAGGCUAUAUAUACUAUGCUUGUGGAAAUGACUAGAUUGUUGAGAUUGGAAGGUUAUGUCCCUCAUACAUCCAAUGUGCUUGCUGACAUAGAAGAAGAGGAGAAAGAGACUGCUUUGGCGUACCAUAGUGAAAAAAUUGCAAUUGCAUUUAUGUUGAUCAGUACACCACCUGGGACCUCUAUUAGAAUUGUGAAGAACUUAAGGGUCUGUGCUGAUUGCCACCUUGCCAUAAAACUAAUAUCGAAAGUCUUUGAUCGCGAGAUAGUUGUUAGAGAUCGUAGCCGGUUUCACCAUUUCACCAAUGGAUCUUGCUCUUGUAAAGAUUAUUGGUAAAACGUAAUUGUGGGAUUGGAACUGGAACUUUGCAAAAGUUGCUGAAAUCAGAACGUGGCCUUUAAAAAAUAUCAAAAUCGAUGAAAACUACUGCAUUCUGCUCAAGGAAAGGUUACCGAAAACAAGACGCAAAUAUCUGGUCCGUUGCUUGAUGGGCAGUUUGAAAACAAUUAAUGCAACUCUAUGCUUUCUGUGGAAGAAAUAUUCCUCAACCCCUUCUACAGUCUUGUAUGUAUCAUUUUAAGAGAUCAUCCUGGGUGUCUAUGCAAGUCUUGAGAGGAUUAGCUACUUUUGUAAUAACAAAAAGCGAGGUACCUGACCCUAAGCAAAAGGGAUUCAAUCUGAUGAGCAAGUCCUUCAGUUUCACCAAAACCCUUUAAUAACUUCAGGUGAUUGCAUUUUCAUUUCAGCUGUUCUUGCAGAUUCCUUUCAAAACCUGUUGAUACACAUUCCACUUCAAGUUGCCAGUUACCUACAUGGAUCCUCAAAUUUUGUGCACAAAAUAAAGAAAUAUCUUUUUAAGUGUCUUUGAGGCCCAACAUGCUCCCACAACAGCAAGAUGCAAGGUUUGAACACAGACCCCUGAAGCUGAAAUAUCCAGAUCUUUUUUGCUUUGUGGAACAAGUUAAAGCAACUAUUGCCCAUUGUAGAUCAGGAAGUCAAUGGUGUGUGAUUUUAGAAGAAACUACUUUGACUUGGAAGUAACUAACAUGGAUCAACUAAUUCUGGAGUUGGGCAGAUCAAGACGUUUAGGAAUCUCUGGAAAUGGACCAGCAGUAUCCACGUCACAGUCAACUCAUACUAUAGAGUACUUAAUGAGGGUGAAUCUAGCUCUGCACAAUGGCCAUGGAAUAUGAUCUGGAAACUAUGGCUCAAUACAAAACUUCAGUUGGUUUUUGAUGCAUGAUGCAUGUUUGACUAAUGGCGGCAUAGCUCUAGAAACCAGACAGAGAUCAUUCACGGGGUGGGCAAAAUUUCUUGGUUUUUGUUUUGAUGAUUUCUGUUUGCUCCUCUUUUCUGUGUUGCAGAGAGAACCAAUUACAUUGUCCACUUUGAGUUCUCCAAGUAGCAUUGCUCCAUCAUUGAUUCCAUCAAAACUGCUGAUCCUCUUUUCGCUGGCCAACAUUCUGCUGAAAGCUCCUAUAUUCCUAUGGUUCUUGAAGCUCAACCCGUCUUCUGGCCAGAAUAUGCUAGCUUUAGGGAUGAUGAUACACCUGAAAUCCCAAAAAAGGUGGAAGGAAUUUAUUGUGAGGGGACGGAUUUCAAUUCUUUGAUGUGCAACAGGAAACUCGUUGGGGCGAUUUAUUUCAAUCAAUUUGGCAGCUAAUCCUAGUGUGAACAUUUCCAUUAAUUCUGCCAGGGAUAGUUCUAGUCAUGGCACACAUCUAGCCUCCAUUGCUGCUGGAAACUAUGCUCAAUCUGCUCCGUACUAUGGAUAUGCCAAAGCAACAGCAUGAGGAGUUGCUCCACAUGCUAUGCUGGCUAUUUACGAGGUGACCUGGACAGAAGGAAGCUAUACCUCGAAUUAUCUUACUGGUAUGGAUCAGGCUGUUGCAGAUAGUGUUGACAGAAUAUCCAUUUCUCUUAGGUACUGAAUUACUCCAUGAUAUGAAAAGAUUCUAUAGCAAUUGCCUCUUUUGGUGCCAUGCUGAAGGGGGUCUUAGUUUCUGCUGCAGCGAGACCAAUGGUACCAUGCAUGUCAGUCUUAGGAGCCUGGCCUUGUAUUAUAUGUGCAACUGGCAACUGCACCAGCACAGAAUUAGAAUAUGAGUACUUUCUUCAGUCAGGCGUAUCCAUGUCCUGUCCUCAUGCUACUGGAAUUGCUGCCAUGCCAAAAGUUGUGCAUCCAGAUUGGAGUCCAUCAGCUAUCACCAUGAAGGUGUGAACCUACUUAGGCAGCACUUCAAACCCCAUCAUUGAUUUGGACAACAAUAGCCCACAACGCCAUUAGGCAUCGGAGCAGGACAUGUUGAUCCGAAUCGUGCUGUGGAUCCAGGAUUAGUAAUAUAUAAUCCUACUUCUCAUGACUGAAUCUUCUAUGCUCCAUGAAACCAUUGCAAGAUCAUCAGUUAGUUACAACUUCUCAAAUCCAUCUUUUUAUCUCAUUUACCCAUAAUUUAUUGCCUUAUAUGAGUAUAGCCUAAAGAGGGAAACUUCCCUUGGGUGGUGGUGAAAAAAUUCAAAAGGACUGUUACCAAUGUUGGGGCUGGUACAGCUAUGUAUAUAACGUAAAGUUGGAAGUGCCCAAGAAUUCUACAAUAUCAGAACAACUUAACGAGCUCGUUAUAAAAGGUGCCUGUUAUGAUAAUAUAAAAAACCUUGUUCGUCAAUGCACACAACUUAAAGUCGAUUUAAUUGGUGUGCUACACUCUUCUACUACCGUUCUUGCAAGAGUUAACCAUAGUUGUCCACCAAAUUUCAUAUGACGAUUAAGAAAUCAGAAUAAUCAUGUCAGCAAACAAUCUAAACAGUCAACACCAAACAACAAAUGCUAGAACUAAUGUUUAAUUGAAUAAAAAUAUGGUAGAAUAUUAUUUAAAAAUGAAUCGCAUCAAGUAAAUUAGAUAGAACAAUGUAUGGUCAAACCCAGCUUCUGUCAUGGCACAUUUUCAGUCAGCUUUUACAAGAAAAUCUCAAACAAUGAAAUUUAACUAAUCAUGAAACUGAAAGAACCAUAUGAAAAAAA